This is a messenger RNA of Suillus paluster, 1889 nucleotides long. RefSeq lists its product as uncharacterized. Lineage: Eukaryota; Fungi; Basidiomycota; Agaricomycetes; Boletales; Suillaceae. The coding region runs from base 311 to 1579 and encodes 422 amino acids. The transcript is spliced from 5 exons. The record is from RefSeq and is a predicted model, not a curated record.
UUGGGAAGGUUACGGGAGCAUCCGUUUGAACUAUGCAAACAGACUUGAUGUAUUUCAAGUUCAGACAUAUCCUUGCAAAUAAAGUUGAGGUCCGCGGCGCCAAUAUUCACUGUGUCGGCGGCUGCAACAAGCAAACGUGCGUCAACGUGAUUUAGCAUUGGAACGGUCAUCUAUGUCACUGCCAAGCUGCACUGUUCCAAAUCACUCAUAAACGUUGAUCGGCGGCUCCAGCACUGCUUAUAGUUUUCCUCCACUACUACAUACCACCCAAUUCCAUCACAACUGACUGAUACAAGUAGGAGGUACAAACAUGAGCACCAUCUUCAACGGUGAUUCCCAGAUGGAGGUCAUCACUGUGCUUGCUAACUGCGGGACCGACAUCGCUAGGGCUAGGCAAGCUCUCACGAGGUACAUAGCACGAAAGCAAGAGAAAGGACGGUCGACAGAACACAUUUUGACAAAACUGCGACAACUGGAAUCGAAAUUCAUCAACGACACCACCUUGCAUGCCGCUUUUCGAGAUGCUAGAGCAAAUACCUGUCUUCCGCGAUCUCCUGAUCUACCCUUACCUGACUUUGUGCUCCGUAAAAUCAGAAGGGACAGUCGUCAGAGCCUGCCGGCGUUGCGAGACAUUACCACGACUGCAACUGCAAGUCCCGGUCCCUCUACCCCCAGAAGCUGGAUACAAUCGCCUUCUUCGCCCGUUGAACCUGAAGACUCUUACAUAGUAGAGGAGCAUCGGACACAACCAGAACAGGCUUCGUUGACGCGACAUUCACAGCCACCCACUAACUAUCCAGGAAAGUCACCCGUGCUUUCCCCGUAUGCCUAUCAAACCACCUCUGGUCGCUCUCGCUCCUCUACCCUCCCAUCAUCGAUACCAUCAUCAUUUACCCAUCCACGUUCUCCAAAAAAACUCCGAACUUCAUUCAAUUCUCCACCCCCAACUAUUCCUCUCCCCGAUCUUCCAACGGAUCUAAUUGACAACCACGACUCACGUAUCUCGCAACUGUACUUGCCGCCACCGGUCAAUUCUCGCCAUCUUUCGUUUAGCUCUCAGAGCUCUUCUAGCACGCAUUCUAGUUUUCCAAGUCCUCGUACACCCGAGAUUAUUCCAACACCGUGUCCUGGAUUCUCUUCACAAUCCACAGCAAUUGUUCGAGGCGAUGAAACUUAUCCAUCACAAAAGCCAGAAAAGUCGCCCCAGCGGCCACUCGUUGUCAUGGAGCAUUACCCUUCGGAGAUGGACAUUCCCAGCAUGUUUUCUCGCAGCCGACAAAGCUCUUUUAACGCAUCCGAGAGUCCAGGAGGUGACUUUCCCGUUGCGUAUCGCGAUUCACCUAUACUCCGCGAACGGUCUGCAAGUCGGGAUAUCAGUUUUCCGCUAGACAACGCUCUGAGGCUCUGUGCUGCUUCUCUAGUUGUUCGCCAAGAGGUGACCAAGUGCCUCCAGCAAGAUCGUGGCUACGAACAAUAUAACUGGCCAUCGGUCCUGCAGCAAUGCGAUAUGGCAGAAGAAGAUAUUCCAUUCCUUCUGAAUGAGAUGGCUCGGGAAGUGGAGUUCAUAUCCAGGUCGUGAUUUCAUGAUAGAAACAUCUUUAUUUUCUUUUCCGCAUAUCUAUGUUUUACUAGUGUUUCGCCGAUCCGUUGCAGUUGUAGAAACUCUUAUAUCUGUUUUGGAUUUAUGUGUGCCGUUCUUGGCAGACAACCCUAGCGAAUAUUUGGGAUGGUGCGCGCAGUUAAAGAUGUGUUAUAUUUGAGCUGUAUUUUGACUGUGUUGCAUGUACUCGUAGUAAAAAUUAGUUCUGCCAGCUAGACGCACCCACCAUAUAUUUAUUGACACAGAUUCUUUGUCCCAGUACCGAAUUGAUUCUCAAGAUGUUCAUACA